AUGCCACUCGUAGCAAGCAAGCUCACCGACCGCAUCAUCCUGGGUCUAAUGACCUUUGGAGAGUCUGCUGCCGACGGUGCUCGUGUCACCGAUCUCGCCACCUUCAACAAAGCGCUUGAUGUCUUCCAGAGCCGCGGCUACAAUGAGGUCGACACAGCGCGCGUCUAUGUUGGCGAACAGCAGGAGGCCUUCAUGGCAAAGGCGGGCUGGAAGGAAAGAGGGCUCACCCUUGCAACCAAAGUCCGCUACCCCAAGGACCCUGGUGACAACGCUGGAGACAAGGUGAUCAAGUCUGUGGAAGAGAGCCUCCAGGCACUAGGCACGGACAGGGUCGAUCUUUUGUACCUGCACCGUGCGGACAGAGGAAUUCCGUUUGCCGAAACGCUUGAGGCAGUUGACAGGCUACACAAGCAGGGCAAGUUCAUCCGACUGGGGCUGAGCAACUUCGCGGCCUUUGAAGUCGCCGAAGUCGUGAUGACCUGCCAGCAGAAUGGCUGGAUCCGCCCCACGGUAUACCAAGGCAUGUACAACGCCAUCACGCGCAACAUAGAGUCCGAGCUCUUUGUCGCAUGCAGGCGCUAUGGCCUUGACAUUGUGGUCUACAACCCCAUCGCAGGGGGUCUCUUCUCGGGCAAGAUCAAGAGCCAGGAUAUCCUGCCCGAGUCUGGUCGGUUUAGCCACAACAACGGCGCGCAGGGCGAGGGAUACCGCAAGAGGUACUUCAAGGAUUCCACGUUCCAGGCGCUCAAGCUCAUGGAGGAGGUGGCUGCCAAGCACAACCUCUCGAUGAUCGAGAUGGGCGCUGCGCUGGGUCGUUCACCACUCGCACCUGAAGAUCACGAGUGGUAA
This is a messenger RNA of Emericellopsis cladophorae, 849 nucleotides long. RefSeq lists its product as uncharacterized. The coding region runs from base 1 to 849 and encodes 282 amino acids. The record is from RefSeq and is a predicted model, not a curated record. Lineage: Eukaryota; Fungi; Ascomycota; Sordariomycetes; Hypocreales; Bionectriaceae. The transcript is spliced from 2 exons. Gene Ontology annotation, molecular function: oxidoreductase activity.